CGGGUCCAUGGAGAAGAGCCCGGUACCGGCGGAGAAGCCGCGGGGAGCCAGGUGCACCAAUGGGUUCCCCGAGCGGGAGCUGCCGCGACCCGGGGCGAGCCGGGCUGCCGAGAAGUCCCGGCCACCCGAGGCCAAGGGCGCACAGCCGGCCGACGGCUGGAAGGCAGGGCGGCCCCGCAGCGAGGAGGACAACGAGCUGAACCUCCCUAACCUGGCGGCCGCCUACUCCUCCAUUCUGCGCUCUCUGGGCGAGGACCCCCAGCGGCAGGGGCUGCUCAAGACGCCCUGGAGGGCGGCUACCGCCAUGCAGUUCUUCACCAAGGGAUACCAGGAGACCAUCUCAGAUGUUCUGAAUGACGCCAUAUUUGAUGAGGACCAUGACGAGAUGGUGAUUGUGAAGGACAUAGACAUGUUUUCCAUGUGUGAACAUCACCUGGUUCCGUUUGUGGGACGGGUCCAUAUCGGUUAUCUUCCUAACAAGCAAGUCCUUGGUCUCAGCAAGCUUGCCAGGAUUGUAGAAAUCUACAGUAGAAGACUACAAGUCCAAGAGCGCCUCACCAAACAAAUUGCGGUGGCCAUCACGGAAGCCUUGCAGCCUGCUGGCGUUGGGGUGGUGAUCGAGGCAACACACAUGUGCAUGGUAAUGCGAGGUGUGCAGAAAAUGAACAGCAAGACUGUCACCAGCACCAUGCUGGGCGUGUUCCGGGAAGACCCAAAGACUCGGGAGGAGUUCCUCACGCUCAUCCGGAGCUGAACUACCGUGCAGGGAGACUGGGU
Acomys russatus (golden spiny mouse) is the source of this 777-nucleotide messenger RNA. It is a transcript of the gene Gch1, whose product is annotated as GTP cyclohydrolase 1. Bases 8 to 754 code for a protein of 248 amino acids. The record is from RefSeq and is a predicted model, not a curated record. Gene Ontology annotation, biological process: tetrahydrobiopterin biosynthetic process; tetrahydrofolate biosynthetic process. Gene Ontology annotation, cellular component: cytoplasm. Lineage: Eukaryota; Metazoa; Chordata; Mammalia; Rodentia; Muridae. The transcript is spliced from 6 exons. Gene Ontology annotation, molecular function: zinc ion binding; GTP binding; GTP cyclohydrolase I activity.